UCUCGCGAGAGGACGCCGUCCCCCGAGACCCGGCGCUCUGGGCGGGGGCCUGGCGGCCACUCUGCAGGCGCCCUGUCUGUGGCCUCGCCGGGUGCUACCCCGCCACGCUUUUAAUUCUAGGGUGACCUUAGAGUUCCACUUCUGGCAAAAAUGUGAAGUUUGGGGCUCGCCAAAAAAACAAAACGUUUUCACGUGGGAAAUUUCGUUUUCUGUCAGUAGAAGUUGUAGCUCUGUUAUGUACACAUGCAGCUGUGGUUACAAGGAUUUCAGAGAAGAAUUAGACUAAAUGUGAGCUUUGUUUAUCCUUACUGUCAGACCAAACCUGUACCGUCUCUGUGGUGUGCAGAAAGGUUAGGAGAGUGGGCUUCAACACUGGCGCAGCCUCUAAUCACCUGUAGUGCGCCAAGUAGGCUGAUCCCUGGAGCCCCCUCCAGGCCAGUUGUUCACAGUCCUUGAGGCGGGGAGCAGGGGCACCCCAUUGUUGAAACUCUCCGGUGUUAAUUGGUGUUGCAGGUAGAAUGGGAACCCCUUAGGGUAAGGACGUCUUCAGAGUUGUGUGUAGUUUUCUUAAGAAAGGCUGCCAGGAUUGAAGCUGCACCUAGAAAAUACAGUUUAGGGCAUUUGGGAGAGUAUCUUUACAGAAUUUUGAUCAGCAGCCCUGAUGAAGUCUGAUUUGUAAAGUGAAUGGGGGCGUGGUCAGGGCCAAUGGGCAGGGUGUUAGAAUAAUCCACAGGGAAAGUAAUGGUGCAGGAAUGAGAGUUGAAAACCACUUUUUCUUUCCUCUCCUAGGGUGUUAAAAUAGUUGCGAAAAAAGUGAGAAACCCUUUGCUGAAUUAAAACUACUUUUCAGCAAUGAGUAGGUAGGCUGUAGGACAUGAAUUUUAUUGUUGCCAAGUAUCUUUUAACGUGUUUGAAAUAUACAUGCCUCAGGUAAUUUUCCGUUAAUUACAAACUCUUGUUUUUUUUUUCUUUAGAGCCUUAUGGUGGCGAUUUUAUUUUUAUUUUUACAGUAUAUGAGAUUGAUAUUAAAGACAGUUUUCAUCCGACUUCGUCGGCGCACAUAAGUUUCCUUUUGGCCCCCAAUUUUAGGUCACAAUGCAACAAGCUUUAGAACUAGCUUUGGACCGUGCAGAGUAUGUCAUUGAAAGUGCUCGGCAGAGACCUCCUAAAAGGAAAUACCUGUCAAGUGGAAGGAAAUCUGUAUUUCAAAAACUUUAUGACUUAUACAUUGAGGAAUGUGAAAAAGAACCUGAGGUUAAGCAGAAAUUAAGAAGAAAUGUGAACUUGUUAGAGAAGCUUGUUAUGCAAGAGACUUUGUCAUGUUUAGUGGUCAAUCUGUACCCAGGAAAUGAGGGAUAUUCUCUGAUGCUCAGGGGGAAGAAUGGAUCAGAUUCUGAGACCAUUCGACUGCCUUAUGAAGAAGGAGAAUUGCUUGAGUACUUAGAUGCGGAAGAAUUACCUCCUAUUUUGGUUGAUCUCCUAGAAAAAUCUCAGGUUAAUAUUUUCCACUGUGGAUGUGUCAUAGCGGAAAUACGGGACUACAGGCAGUCCAGUAAUAUGAAAUCGCCGGGUUACCAAAGUAGGCACAUUCUCUUACGUCCAACCAUGCAGACUUUAAUCUGUGAUGUUCAUUCAAUAACAAGUGAUAACCAUAAAUGGACCCAGGAGGACAAACUUCUGCUUGAGAGCCAGCUGAUUCUAGCUACAGCAGAACCACUGUGUCUUGAUCCUUCCAUAGCAGUAACCUGCAUGGCCAACAGACUGCUGUAUAACAGGCAAAAGAUGAACACUCGCCCUAUGAAACGGUGUUUCAAGAGAUAUUCCAGGUCUUCUUUAAAUCGGCAGCAAGAUCUGUCUCAUGGUCCACCUCCUCCUCAGCUGAAAUUGCUUGAUUUCUUACAAAAACGAAAGGAAAGGAAAGCAGGUCAGCAUUAUGACCUCAAAAUUUCUAAAGCAGGAAAUUGUGUAGAUAUGUGGAAACGGAGUCCCUGUAAUUUGUCCAUACCUUCUGAAGUGGAUGUGGAGAAAUACGCUAAGGUGGAGAAGUCUCUCAAAUCCGACGACUCGCAGCCGACAGUCUGGCCAGCGCAUGAUGUAAAAGAUGAUUAUGUAUUUGAGUAUGAAGCUGGUAAUCAGUGUCAGAAAACAAAGCUCACCAUCUUGCAGUCACUUGGUGAUCCACUUUACUAUGGUAAAAUCCAACCAUGUAAAGGAGAUGAAGAAAGUGACAGCCAGAUGUCUCCGUCUCACUCCUCUACAGAUGAUCAUUCAAAUUGGUUCAUUAUUGGGUCAAAGACUGAUGCCGAGAGGGUAGUUAAUCAGUACCAGGAAUUGGUCCAGAAUGAAGCCAAAUGUCCAGUCAAGAUGUCACACAGCUCUAGUGGCUCUACCAGUCUAAACCAGCUUUCUCCUGGGAAAGAAACAGAACAGGCGGAGACUGUGUCAGUUCAGUCUUCAGUAUUGGGGAAGGGAGUAAAACAUCGACCUCCGCCCAUCAAACUUCCCUCAAGCUCAGGAAAUAGUGCCUCAGGUAACUAUUUCACACCACAACAAGCCAGUAGCUUUCUUAAGUCCCCAACUCCUCCUCCUUCUUCUAAGCCACCAAAUCUUUCUCGGAAGUCAUCAAUGGAUCUCAGUCAAGUUAGUAUGCUUUCUCCAGCUGCCCUGUCACCUGCCAGCUCAUCACAAAGAACCACAGCCACCCAGGUCAUGGCAAACUCUGCUGGAUUUAACUUCAUCAAUGUAGUGGGCUCUGUUUGUGGGGCCCAGGCUUUGAUGACUGGUUCAAAUCCUGUGCUGGGCUGUAACACUGGUGCCAUAACUCCUGCAGGAGUAAACCUGACUGGCCUUCUCCCCUCGGGGAGUCUGCUACCAAAUGCAUUGCCCAGCACCGUGCAGGCAGCGUCUCGAGCAGGUGUUCCAUUUGGUUUAAAAAAUACUUCAAGUCUCAGGCCUUUAAAUCUACUCCAGCUUCCCGGUGGCUCGCUUAUCUUUAACACCCUGCAGCAGCAGCAGCAGCAGCAUCUCUCCCAGCUCGCACCCCAGCAGCCUCUGCAGCCCACAGCCUCCAGUCCUCAGCAGCCAGGAGAGCAGAGUUGUGAACAAGGUUCAACUACUCAAGAACAGGCCUUAUCUGCUCAGCAUUCUGCUGUCAUUAACCUCACUGGAGUAGGAGGUUUUAUGCAGUCACAGGCAGCUGUGUUGUCUCAGCUUGGCUCUGCCGAGAACAGACCUGAGCAAAGCCUCCCUCAGCAGAGACUCCAGCUCUCCUCUGCCUUUCAGCAGCAGCAGCAGCAGAUCCAACAGUUGCGAUUCUUGCAGCAUCAAAUGGCUGUGGCGGCAGCGGCAGCACAAACAGCUCAGCUACAUCAUCAUCGACAUUCAGGCCACAGGUCAAAAAGUAAAAUGAAGAGAGGCACUCCAACUACUCCCAAAUUCUGAGUUUUCUUUUUUCCUUUCUCUUUUUUUAAAAGCCCGAGAACACUGAAUCAAAAGAAUUGAGUUUUUACUUCAUCUUGUUUUUUAAUGUGUAUUUUACACCGCUAAAUGUACAAACUUUAUACAAAAGUACAACCCUAUGGUUUUUAAAUAAAAACAGGGAAAUAGUUUCAUGAA
Molecule: messenger RNA, 3615 nt
Organism: Chinchilla lanigera (long-tailed chinchilla)
Lineage: Eukaryota; Metazoa; Chordata; Mammalia; Rodentia; Chinchillidae
Gene: Supt20h
Product: suppressor of Ty 20 homolog (S. cerevisiae)
Exons: 26
Coding region: 1096-3441 (781 amino acids)
Biological process (GO): regulation of transcription by RNA polymerase II
Cellular component (GO): SAGA complex
Molecular function (GO): transcription coregulator activity
Source: RefSeq, a predicted model, not a curated record